Neoarius graeffei (lesser salmon catfish) is the source of this 1644-nucleotide messenger RNA. RefSeq names its product potassium channel, subfamily K, member 10a (gene kcnk10a). Gene Ontology annotation, molecular function: potassium ion leak channel activity. The record is from RefSeq and is a predicted model, not a curated record. NCBI's taxonomy places the organism in Eukaryota, Metazoa, Chordata, Actinopteri, Siluriformes, Ariidae. Gene Ontology annotation, cellular component: membrane. The coding region runs from base 1 to 1644 and encodes 547 amino acids. The transcript has 7 exons. Gene Ontology annotation, biological process: potassium ion transmembrane transport; stabilization of membrane potential.
AUGAAAUUUCCGGCGGAAAAUCAGAGGAAACCGAGCAGCAGCUGGAGUCCUCCUCCAGUGGCAGUCCAGACCAACCUCGUUCCCCCGAAAAAAGUCCAACCCGGGAUGCUGCAGUCCAGUUUGGUGCAGGCCAGUGUGGCCACAAUGCAGAACCCAAUGGGAUGUUCACUUCCUCGCCUCUCUGUUUCGCGGCCUGCGAGCAUGGUAGCCAGUAUGGAGGCAGGGGCCGAUGGCUCGGCACUUCUGACUGUGAUGAAGUGGAAGACGGUGCUGGCUGUGUUCGUGGUGGUGGUGAUUUACUUAGUGGCCGGUGGUUUGGCGUUUCGAGCCCUCGAGCAGCCGUUUGAAAGAAACCAGAAGGACACGAUUACAGCCGAGAAGGCAGCGUUCCUGCAAAAGCAUCCUUGUGUCACACCAGAUGAACUGGAGAUUCUCAUUAAGCACUCCGUCGAUGCGUUCAGCGCUGGCGUGAGUCCGAUAGGAGACACAACGUACAACUUCAGCUACUGGGAUCUCGGCAGUGCGUUCUUCUUCGCUGGUACUGUGAUUACAACUAUAGGAUACGGGAACAUCGCUCCAAGGACAGAGGGAGGGAAAACUUUCUGCAUUCUGUAUGCCAUAUUUGGCAUCCCACUCUUCGGCUUCCUGCUGGCUGGAGUUGGAGAUCAGCUUGGCACCAUCUUUGUAAAGACCAUCGCCAAAGUGGAGAAGAUGUUCAGGAACAAGAAUAAUCAAAUCAGCCAGACGAAAAUCCGCGUGGCCUCAACAUUACUCUUCAUCCUCGCUGGCUGCAUCGUCUUCGUCACAAUUCCUGCAGUUAUUUUCAAAGAAAUUGAAGAAUGGACGGCGCUUGAUGCAAUUUAUUUUGUUGUUAUCACACUAACGACCGUUGGCAUUGGGGACUAUGUUGCAGGAGGAAACAGGUCAAAAGAGUACUAUAACUGGUACAAGCCACUGGUUUGGUUCUGGAUCCUGGUUGGUCUGGCGUACUUCGCUGCUGUACUGAGUAUGAUCGGCGACUGGCUACGAGUCCUGUCCAAAAAGACAAAAGAGGAGGUUGGUGAGUUCAAAGCUCAUGCUGCUGAAUGGAAAGCAAAUGUUCGGGCUGAAUUCAGAGAAACAAGGCGUCGCCUGAGUGUGGAGGUUCAUGACAAACUCCAACGUGCCGCUACGAUUCGCAACAUGGAGCGUCGUCAGCUUGGAUUGGACCAACGUGCUCAAUCGCUUGACAUCUUAUCUCAUCCUAACGAGCGACGAGUCGCAAACUUCAACAUCCUGGAUGCGGCGACUAAUUUCAAGACAUCUUCACAGGAGAGCAUCAACACAAAGCUAAACGACAACGUCUUCAACCGAUUCGGCUCUGUGAGCAAACUGGCCAAACGAGCCAAGAACAAGGAACUGAAGAAGAACAUCCCAGGAGAUGGACGGAAAACCAGCAGUGAGGAGAAGAAAGAAAUGGAGGAGGAAGAGUUAGAGAAGGAGGUCAACACCAGCCUGUCAGAUCUGCCGUUGUUCGUUGAGAGCCCGAAAUCACAGAACGGAUUCGUGAUGGUGCCAGCAAAGACCAAAGAAGAAGAAGAGGAAGAAUUAGAAGAGGAGAAGGAAAACAAAUUUGAGCAGUUUCAUGUAGAAAUGAACGUCUAG